CAUAAAUUCAACUAAAUAAGGCUCUUACUCAAAAGUGUAUACAUGAAAACUAUAUAGACUAUAUUUAAUUAAAUCAUAUGAUGUGACCACACAUUGCACAUACUCAAGGGCUUUAUCCAGAGCCAAAAAAGCUGCCUUUCGGCCAGGUGACAAGGAAGCAUAGAGCACUUCCAAGGCAAGAGUAUAGAUGGCAUCUUGAGGCAGGGCAGAGACACCAGAGCGGGACCUUAUUAUGAACAAUACCAAAGAUAUGUGGCAGGCAAUCCAGAACACCACAGGCUACAAAAGCAGGAGCAGGGGUGUAAAUGGUAAAUGGACCUGUACUUGUAUAGUGCCUUUCUAGUCUUCCAAGCACUCAAAGCACUUUUACACUACAUGCCACAUUUGCCCUUUCACACACAUUCACACAGCAAUAGCAAAGCCCAUCAAACAGAACACAUUCAUACAAACACCGAUGCACAGCAUCGGGAGCAAUUGGGGUUCAGUAUCUUGCUCAAGGAUACUUCGAGUGUGGCAGGAGGAGCCGGGGAUCAAACCAACAACCUUCCAAUUAGGGGACGACCCGCUCUGCCGCUGCACCACAGCUAUGAAAUGAGCUAAACACAUUUUAUGCUCACUUUGAUCUCAACAAAGAGUCAGCUGUAAAGUCUACUCUAAGAUCAACCACUGUCAGUAUCCACAGCAUAUGUAAAAAUAAUCCUGCUGACAGUGAAUGUGACUAAAGCUGCUGGGUCUGAUAUUUAUUUUCAUCUUUUAUACUCUUCUCUCUUUUACUGCCUCAAUCCUGAAAUUUCUUCACCCACUUAAUGUGGAAGGUAAAGCGGCAGUUAGUUGGCGCUCCUGACACUUGGAAGCUCAUAAAGACAAAUUUCAGGCACAAAUUUUCCUGCAUUGUGAUUGAAAUUCUGAAAUUCUGUACCCCAUAGAGACUGUGUCUGUCCCCCGACCACCUAAAUUAUUUAAAGAAAUAAAAACAAGAGGAGUUAAACAUAAAUCUAAUAAAAGUAGUAGUAGUAGCACUAAAUAAGAGAAUGAAAUGUGGGCUGUUAAAUAUCAGGUCUCUGUCCUCUAAAGCUGUUUUAGUGAAUGAAUUAAUAUCAGAUUAUGAUAUUGAUUUACUUUGUCUUACUGAGACCUGGUUGUUCCACGAGGAGUAUGUUAGCCUAAAUGAAUCCACCCCCCCCCCAGUCAUAUUAAUACUCACAUUCCUCGAGGCACAGGCCGAGGAGGUGGAGUGGCAGCCAUAUAUGAUUUGAGCGUUUCAAUGGACCCUAAACCUAAACUAAAUUAUAAUUCAUUUGAAAGCCUUGUUCUUAGUCUUUCUCACCCAAACUGGAAAACAUUGCAGCCAGUUCUAUUUGUUAUAGUGUACCGCGCUCCUGGAACGUACUCUGAUUUUAUAUCUGAAUUCUCAGAGUUUCUAUCAAGUUUAGUCCUUAAAUCAGAUAAAGUAAUUAUUGUAGGUGAUUUUAAUAUUCAUGUGGAUGUUGACAAUGACAGCCUUAGUAAUGCAUUUAUAUCAUUAAUAGACUCAAUUGGCUUCUGUCAGAGUGUAAAUAAACCAACUCAUUGUUUUAAUCACACUCUUGACCUUGUUUUAUCAUAUGGCAUUGAUAUUGAACAUUUAAUAGUCUUCCCACAUAAUCCUUUCCUAUCUGACCAUUAUUUAAUAACUUUUGAAUUCAUGUUGUUAGAUUAUAAGCCAUUAGGCAAAACUUCCUACAGCAUAUGUCUAUCUGACAGUGCUGUAGCUAAAUUUAAGGAGGAGAUUCCUUCAGUGUUUAAUUCAAUGCCAUGUCUGAAUUUAACAGAAUCCUAUAACGACUUUAGUCCCUCUGAAAUUGAUAAUCUUGUCGAUAGUGCUACAGGCUCACUACGAUCAACAUUAGACUCUAUCGCUCCUAUAAAAAGGAAAUUAUUAAAACAUAGGAGAAUAGCACCUUGGUAUAACCACCAAACCCGCCAGUUAAAACAAAUAGCUAGGAAAUCUGAAAGGAAAUGGCGCUCUUCCAAAUUAUCUGAAUAUCGCUCAAAUUGGCAAGAUAAUCUUAAAACUUAUAGAAAGGCCCUCCGUAAUGCCAGAGGAGCCUAUUACUCAGCACUAAUAGAAGAAAAUAAGAAUAACCCUAGGUUCCUCUUCAGCACUGUAGCCGGGCUGACAGAGAGUCACAACUCUAUUGAGCCACAUAUCCCCAUAAACUUAAGUAGCAAUGACUUCAUGAGCUUCUUCUAUAAUAAAAUUAUUACUAUUAGAGAAAAAAUUAAUCACCAACUGCCAUCAACAGUUAUCAGUGGCUCUCCAAGUUCAGGGACUUCUGUCAAUGUAAACUUAGAUAUAUAUUUAGACUGUUUUUCUGCUAUCGAUCUUCAUCAGUUAACUUCAAUCAUUUCUCCAUCGAAGCCAUCAACCUGUCUAUUAGACCCGAUCCCAACUAGGCUGCUUAAAGAAGUUGUUCCCUUCUUGUUGCACUUCUUUACUGGAUAUGAUUAAUCUUUCUUUAUUAUCAGGAUAUGUACCACAGUCCUUUAAAGUAGCUGUAAUUAAACCCUUCUUAAAAAGUCCACUCUUGACCCAGGGGUUUUAGCCAACUAUAGACCGAUUUCUAACCUCCCCUUCCUCUCUAAGAUUCUGGAGAAAGUAGUCGCCAAAGAGUUGUGUGACUUUCUACAUAACAAUAGUUUAUUUGAGGAUUUUCAGUCAGGAUUUAGAGUUCAUCAUAGCACAGAGACAGCUCUGGUUAAAGUUAAUAAUGACCUUCUGAAUGCUGCUGAUAAUGGACUUGUCUCUGUACUUGUAUUAUUAGAUCUUAGUGCUGCAUUUGACACCAUUGACCAUAAUAUUCUUUUACAGAGACUUGAGCAUCAAAUUGGCAUUAAAAGAACCGCACUAAGCUGGUUUAAGUCAUAUUUAUCAGAUCGCUCGCAGUUUGUACAUGUUAACGAUGAAUCUUCAAUAAAUACUACAGUUAGUCAUGGAGUUCCACAAGGUUCUGUACUUUGACCAAUACUAUUUACUUUAUAUAUGCUCCCUUUAGGCAACAUUAUUAGGAAUCACUCCAUUAACUUUCACUGUUAUGUAGAUGAUACGCAGUUAUAUCUAUCAAUCAAGCCCAAUGAAACUAAUCAAUUAUCUAAAUUACAAACAUGUCUUAAGGACAUAAAAUCCUGGAUGACCUGCAAUUUUCUGAUGUUAAACUCAGAAAAAAACGAAAUUCUUGUUCUUGGCCCCAAAAACCUUAGAGACUCACUGUCUAAAGAUAUAGUUACUCUAGAUGGCAUUAACUUGGCCUCUAGCACCACUGUCAGGAAUCUUGGAGUUAUCUUUGAUCAGGAUUUGUCAUUUAACUCCCACAUAAAGCAGACCUCUAGGAGUGCCUUCUUUCAUUUACGUAAUAUUAGAAAAAUUAGACACAUACUAUCACAGACAGAUGCAGAAAAACUAAUCCAUGCAUUUGUUACUUCAAGGCUGGAUUACUGCAACUCUUUAUUAUCAGGUUGCCCCAAUAAGUCCAUUAAAACGCUCCAAUUAAUUCAGAACGCUGCAGCACGAGUACUGACAGGAACUAGAAAAAGAGAUCACAUCUCUUCUGUACUAGCUUCUCUGCAUUGGCUCCCUGUAAAAUGUAGAAUAGAAUUUAAAAUCCUCCUCCUCACCUAUAAAGCUCUUCAUGGUCAGGCCCCUUCAUAUCUUAAAGAGCUCAUAGUACCCUAUUACCCCUCUAGAACACUACGUUCUCUGAAUGCUGGGCUACUUGUGGUUCCUAUAGUCUCUAAAAGUAGAACAGGAGCCAGAGCCUUCAGUUACCAAGCUCCUCUCCUGUGGAACCAGCUUCCAUUUGUGGUUCGGGAGGCAGACACCCUCACCACAUUCAAGAGUAGGCUUAAGACAUUCCUCUUUGAUAAAGCUUAUAGUUAGGGCUGGAUCAGGUGAGUCCUGAACCAUCCCUUAGUUAUGCUGCUAUAGGCCUAGACUAUCGGGGGAUUUCCCAUGGUGCACUGAGCUCCUCCCUUCCUCUCUCUUUCUGCACUCAUUCAUGUCCCAUUAAUGCAUGUUACUAACUUCACUUCUUCCCCGGAGUUCUUGUGCUUUCUCGUCUCGCAGGUUCUCAUGGAUCCUGGUGGAGCCUCCUGCCAUGGUCCUGCUCCUGCGACUUCAAAUUUAAUCAGCGCAAUUUAAAGACAUUCAUGAUUAAAAGUUGUGCUAUUUACAACAUUCCGUCAAACUUGUCAUAACUUCUGUGUACAUGAUCCGAUCUCAACAAAACUUCACGUGUUUAAUAAGAGUCCCCCCUGAACACGUCUAUGUGAUAAUAUUCAGUAAUAGUGAAAGCACCAUUUUGAAUUUUGUAUUUGAACGAACUCCUCCGGGGAGGACUUGAUCAGUACAGUCAAAAAACAUUGCUGAUUAAAAGUUGUGCUAUCUGUGAAUGUACAUUGAAGGGCAUACCCAUGGCGUGGCAUUGAAGUCGGCCAUUCUGAAUUUCUUUGGUCAUUUUCUGUGCAGAUGAAAAGUUGUGCUAUUUGUGACUAUACGUCGAUCUGAUUUACGUGAAAUUUGAUUUGAAGCACACCCCGACACGCGACGGCUGCGAGGGCCCGUUCAUCACUGCUUGCAGCUUUAAUUACUAUUAUCGUUGCUCAUUGUCCCCCAUCGAUGUGGCAGUUGUCAUCGUCGUCAUCAUCUUCUUCAUGUUCAUCAUCAUCAUCAUCACCAUCAGUCACUACUAUUAGUGUGGUUGUUGCUGUGCACCUUUGUCUCUGUCCUUCUGUCUUUACCUCUGUCUCUCUGUCUCUCUGUCUCUCUCUCUCUCUCACCCCAACUGGUCGAGGCAGACUAGAGCCGGGUUCUGUCCGAGGUUUCUGCCUCUUAAAAGGAAGUUUUUUCUUGCCGCCGUCGCCAAGUGCUUGCUUAUGGUGGGAACUGUAAAUAAUUAGUAUGGUCUAGACCUGCUCUAUUUGUAGUGUCCCGAGAUAACUUCUGUGAUGAAUUGGCGCUAUACAAAUAAAAUUGAAUUGAAUUGAAUAGGUCUUCCAAGCACCUUUUACUAGCAAAGCUAGAAGUAUGGUGAUUCUUUUUUGGAAAAAUAUCUCAUUUUGCCUUGACUAUAUGACAGCAGAUCCUUAUGGCAAGAACCUAAUGAUUUCAGGGCAUAUAAAUUAUCCGGAUUUAUUUUCUAAAUUCUUUGAUAUGAUUCCAGCCUCCAGUCCUAAUGUAAUUAUUGGAGGUGACUUCAACUGAAAUUUCAAUCCCACUUUAGACUGGGUGUCAGACAGAGUGCAGCACCCUACUGGCAAAGAUUUUUCUUUUUACUUAAAUAUAUCCAUAGGUCCUACAGUGGAAUUGAUUCAUUUUUUUGAUAGCUUCUGAAUUACUACCCAACAUUACCAAUUCUAUCCAUCAUAAUUUUGAUUUUAGAUCAUAGACUCACUCCAAUUUUAAAAAAGGUACAGCUGGCGCUUCAACCCUCUUCUUCUUGAUAUAUUAAAAAUUAUAUAAAAUACUACCCUUAACAAACGUGUCAGUAAUCUUUUAUUAAAACUUAAACACAAACAAUAAAGCAGAAAAAACUAUUAACAAGUCAAGAGGUGAACAGGCCAAACAAACGAUCCAUAGGAUUAGAUCUAAAUCAGGAAAAUUAGUUACUAAUCCGAAGGAGAUAAACUCUUGCUUCAGAGACUUUUAUAAGGAAGUAUAGUCUAGUAAAGUAAGGGCCACUGAAGCAGAUUUUUGUAUCUUCUUUGGAUGGCGCUUCGAGAGAUGACAAUGACACCCCAAUUUUUAAGGUGGAUCUGUUUGAGGCUAUUUGAGCUUUCCCCUCUGGAAAAGCAGCAGGCCCAGAUGGUUUUGGCUCUGAAUUCUACAAGGCUUUCCAUGAAAAAAUAGUUCCUCUCAUGUUAAGGAUAUUGAAUGAAUAAGAGGCUUCCCAACUCACUCUACAAAGUAACGUUUUUUUUUCAACAAUUGUAAAUCCUGAUCAGACUGGAUAUAGCAGGUAGACUUUCAUUUAGUAAUGUUCGUCUGUUCUAUACAGCUCAUGAAGAAGACAUACAGGCUGCCAUCUUGAUGCUUAAAAGGCAUUUGAUCAGAUCGAAUGACCCUAUAUGUUAGAAGCAUUGAAACUAUUUGGGUUUGGGGGAAACUUUAUAGAGUGGGUCAAAAUAAUGUACACUAAUUCUGUAUCUUCUAUUCUCAUUAAUAUAGACCUUUUGAUCUGCAACAUGGUGUCUCCUCUCCUUUUUGAUAUUGCUUUAGAACCUCUUGCAAUAUUAAGAGGUCAUCCAGGUAUUCAUGGUGUAAAAUUUGGUAUGGUUGAAAGCCUUGUUAAUUUAUAUGCUGAAGAUUUAUUGAUUUGUUUAGCUGAUCCAGUACUAUCAGUUCUCAACUUUCUGAACUACAUUACAUAAUUUAGAAAAUUGUCAGGCUGUACAAGUAACUGGGAUAAAUGUGAGUCCAUGCCAUAGAGGAAUAAUCUGAAAUCUUUAAAUUAGUGACCACCAAUUGUACCUACCUUGGACAUAAGA
Dicentrarchus labrax (European seabass) is the source of this 6522-nucleotide messenger RNA. RefSeq lists its product as uncharacterized. The record is from RefSeq and is a predicted model, not a curated record. The transcript has 2 exons. Bases 1265 to 2491 code for a protein of 408 amino acids. Gene Ontology annotation, molecular function: catalytic activity. Lineage: Eukaryota; Metazoa; Chordata; Actinopteri; Moronidae.